This is a messenger RNA of Lampris incognitus (smalleye Pacific opah), 1425 nucleotides long. RefSeq names its product malate dehydrogenase 1B, NAD (soluble) (gene mdh1b). The record is from RefSeq and is a predicted model, not a curated record. Gene Ontology annotation, biological process: tricarboxylic acid cycle; malate metabolic process; oxaloacetate metabolic process. The transcript has 10 exons. Lineage: Eukaryota; Metazoa; Chordata; Actinopteri; Lampriformes; Lampridae. The coding region runs from base 1 to 1425 and encodes 474 amino acids. Gene Ontology annotation, molecular function: L-malate dehydrogenase (NAD+) activity.
AUGGCAAAAUUUGUCAUUGCCGGUAAAGCAGACUGCCCCUAUUAUGCCAAAGCAGAGCUUCUAGGAGACCACCUGCAAGGAUCUCUACCAGACUUCAGGAUCAAGAAGAUCUCCAUUCACCCAGACGAAUGGAAGGGAUGGCUGGAAGAUGCCUGCAAGACAAAUGGAUGGAAACACAAGCAGUCCCCUCUGAUAUGGAGGGAACUGACAGACAUCGGAAGCAAAAAGAUGCUGUUAGGGGGCUGCAGUGAUUUGCUGGAACAUUGUCAGGAUUACUAUGGCAUCACGUCAGAUAUGCUCACCGAUAUGAUGCUCAAGAUUGCCACAGAGAACCUGGAGACCAAUGUGGACCUGACUAAAGAGGAGCAGCAUCAUGCCAGCCUCAUCCAACCUCUUCACAUAUGGAUUGGCAGUGCUCUCAACCCCACAUGCCACAGCCUGAUUCCAUGUCUGCUCUCCCCAGAGACGUUUCCCCACAUCACUGCCAUCAGCCUCCACCUCCUGGACCUUGAGGGGGACAAGGAGGCAAUGCAUGGCCUAAGAAUGGAGACAGAGGACCUGGCAGUCCCUUUGCUCCAUGAGGUAACCGUUCACACUGAUCUCGAACGUGCCUUUCAAGAUGCCCAUGUUGUCAUCUUACUGGAUGACAGCUGGCCCAGAGGCGGUGAUAGAGAGAACGAGGAGGUGGAAGAGAAAAGGCAGUUAAUGAGAGUCUCAGCCCGGUACCAAAACUACGGACGGCUAAUAGACAAGAGGGCAAACAAGGAGGUGAUGGUGAUCGUGGCCGGUGACCUCUUUGUCAACCUGAGAUGCUCUCUGCUCAUGGUUAACGCCCCUUCCAUCAACUGUUGCCGCUUUGUUGCCACGGCAACACAGCUGGAGUAUGAAGCCAGGGCCUGCAUUGCAAAGAAGCUCCGAGUGAGGACGACAGAUAUUAAGGACGUCAUUGUGUGGGGAAACAUCAGUGGUAGUUUCUUUAUUGACCUGCAGAGGGCGAAAGUGUUCAACUAUAAUGGGGCAAUAAAGGGACCAACGUUCUUCUCCCAACCAGUCCUAGAGAUGCUUUAUGACAGAAAAUGGCUGAAAACAGACUUCCAAGACUUGGUGAGGUGUCACCGUAAAACCAUGGCAUCCAAGACCGGCAGAGCAGCCACCGUGUCGGGUACCAACGGGAUCCUAACCGUCCUGAAGGCAUGGAGCGGCAUCUCAUGUCCUGAUGAGGUUCUUUCUCUGGGAGUUCUAUGUCGAGGCCAGUACGGCCUCCCCGACGGCACCGUCUUCUCAGUUCCCGUGACCUUCAAAGACGGCGAGUGGUCCGUGCUGUUGGACUUGACUGUCGGAGAGGAGCUGAGGGAGAGACUGCAGCUUUCGUCAGUCGAACUCGAACAGGAAAAGGACUUGGCAUCAGAGUUAACUGCAGCCUGA